CUAGUAGAAGGUUGCGUUUUUCUCCCGCGCUAGUAGCUAAAAUUGGUAAAAAUUUCCCCCAAAUUGUCGAAUUAAAAACCCUCUUAAAAUCUCUCCGCCACCGCCCCGCCCAAUUUCCAUCCGCUAACCACCGUGCCGGAAUUAUAUUUGCCCUGAAACUAUUUACUGUACUAAGAAUUCCGAUCGUAAAGAACCGCUUCAAUGGCUGGGAACGGAUUUGGGUUCUCGGCCAACCCCUCUACCUCGCCAUUCUCUUUCGCCUCUUCCGCCGCUUCUGCACCGUCUCUAUUCUCCUCCUCCACAAACCCUAGCCCUUUGUCCACCACCGCCGCCGCUCCUUCCUCCUCCCCAUUUGGAUUGUCAUUUUCUAACCCUAGUUUCGGUACGACGUUGUCUUCCGCUGCCUCCGCUCCUUCCUUCGGCUUUGGCGCGUCCUCUGCUUCCACCAAUCCUGCAUCCACCCCUUCUUUUGCCUUUAACUUUUCCGGCUCCAGUGCCGCGGCGGCGCCCUCCACACCUUCUUCGUUAUUCGGGUCUUCCUCUUCCGGUUCAAGCUUUUCUUCCGGUUUGUUCGGCGCAAGUUCUGCUCCGGCGGCAACAAGCGCCAGCCAACUAUUCGGGAACAAUUCGUCUUUUGGUUCUUCGUCUGCCUCCUCAUCUCCAUUUGGAGGCUCCACGGUGUUUGGGACUCCCGCCGCUAGCUCCGGCGCGGCACAAACCAGCUCAGCGGCGUUUGGAGGGUCGACGUUAUUUGGGACUCCAGCCGUUAGUUCCAGUGCUGCACAAAGUAGCUCAUCGCUAUUUGGGACUCCAGCUGCUAGUUCCGGCGCGGCGCAAAGUAGUUCGCCAUUCGGAGGGUUUGGGACUCCAGCGGCUGGUUCCGGCGCGGCUAGCUCAUCGCCAUUCGGAGGAGGAUUUGGGACUCCAGCUGCUAGCUCCGGCGCGGCACAAAGCAGCAUAUUUGGUACGGGUCUGAACACAGGGAGCACAUUCGGAUCUUCAACCAUCUCGGCCCAAACAAACGCGUCCGGGACUACGACAAGCACAUUCGGAUUAUCCUUUGGUACUUCUACUGCACAAUCAGGUUCUGGAUUAACUACUGGUUUUGCUUCUUCUCCCUCUCCACUUUUUAGUGCUUCCUCUUCGCCAUUUGGUUCACUGCAAUCGUCUUCGCCCGCAACUACUGCGGCUCCUUUUCAAACCUUAUCAGGGCAAUCAACAUUGGCUUCAAGCUCAGCUUCUUCUUCUCCAUUUUCAUUUUCGUUACCGGCAUCAUCUAGCUCGGGUUCAUCCGCCCCGGCAUUUUCAUUCCCUACCUCUAGUUCGUCUUCGCAAUCAUCUGCGUUUACCCCUCCGGCCACAUCCACGGCCAGUUUCACUCCAUCAGCGCCUGCAUUUUCCUUCCCGGCCGCCAGCUCUGUAUCUUCUGCUCCUGGGUUUUCGUUCCCCUCCACAAGUUCUAGUGCUGCUACUUCCCCUGCUUUGCCUUCGGUCUCUUCUUCGAGUCCUGCGUUUCCAUCAUUUUCCAUAGCCACUGGAAGCUCUGCAGCCACUGGAGUAUCUGGAUCUCUAUCUAGCAUGGGGUCUUCUUCAGUAAAUCCAUCAUCAGCAACUUCUACCACAUCUGCAUCUGGCUCAGGUUUUUCGUUUGGGAAUUCUGGACUUCAAUUCCCUGCUUCUAAGCCCUCUGGCAUUGGAGUGGCUUCUUCCCCCCUGUCUACCACAGCUACAACCACCACAAGUGCCUCUACGCCAGCAGCAUCUGCUCCAAAUGCUUCAUCUACUGCUAGUACUAGUUUGACAACUGGUUCCGCUUUAUCCUUCGGUACUACUUUUGGUACUGCUGCCUCAUCCGGGACCACCACUGCUUCAACUUCUGGUUCAGCUGCUUCUUCAUCAGCAGGGUUUACUGGUUUUGGAUUUUCACCCGCUGCGUCAUCACAACCGCAGACCACUGCAACUGCUGGCACCACCCCUUCAACUUCUACUGCUGCGACAGUGUCAAGUACCAGCUCUGCGGCUCAAACAUCAUCUUUGGUUGUAGCUUCCAGUAGUGGCACAACCUCAACUGCUACAGCAGUAUCGACUGCACCAAAGUUACCUUCCGAAAUUACUGGGAAAACUGUUGAGGAGAUAAUCAAGGAGUGGAAUGCUGAAUUACAGGAGCGUACUCGUAAAUUUCAGAAGCAGGCUAAUGCAAUUGCUGAAUGGGACCGAAGGAUAUUGCAGAAUCGUGAUAUCCUUCUCAAGCUUGAGACCGAGGUUGCAAAAGUUGUUGAUACACAAGUUAGCCUGGAGCGACAACUGGAGCUUAUAGAGACUCAUCAAGAAGAGGUUGACAAAGCUUUGCAAAGCAUGGAAGAUGAAGCUGAUCGUAUUUACAAAGACGAGCGUGGAUUAAUUCUUGAUGAUGAAGCUGCUUCCACAAGAGAUGCAAUGUAUGAGCAAGCUGAAUUUAUUGAGAGGGAACUGGAACAGAUGACUGAGCAGGUCAAAGCAAUUAUUAAUACUCUCAAUACAAGCCAGGGGGGAGAAUUGGAGGUAGCAGAUGGAAUGACUCCAUUGGAUGUUGUUGUUCGAAUUUUGAAUAACCAACUGACUUCUUUGAUCUGGGUUGAUGAAAAGGUUAGUGUCUUGUAACGUUGUCUAUUGUUGUUAGAAAUGAUGUAUACAAUCAAUUCACGGCAGGUAGCGGCUUCUGGCACUUUUAACCUAUGCAUUUUUGUCAAGUUCUUUUUUUUCCCUGGUGGAAGUUCCAGUAUAUUAUGCUGUGCACAUGUCGUGCUGCUCUCACUGAGCAGGAAUUGCUUACAACUGAUUGCUACAUGAACAUCAUUUGAGUGUUCCUUCUUUGUCCCUUUGUCAACGGUUAAGCUCUGAACAAUCCUCAUAUUUUCGUAUUGGGCAUUUCUUGUAUUCUCAUCUGUUCGGUUCUCUUGGGACAAGUUUCCACAAUUUAGUAAUUCCUAUUAGUCAAUCAUAUACUCAAAUGUUUUUCCCCUCCCUAGGUGGUCUUUCCAUUAUUAAUUUGUUAUGAGUUUUCCUCUAUUAUUGGAAGGACAUCUACAAAUUUAUAAUUUAGGAAGUGUAAAUUCUUUGACAAACACCAAGCAUGAAUGAAAGAUAAUGUGUUCUCUUGCUAACAAGCUGACUAUUUUAACCUGUUUAGGCGGAAGAAUUCUCUGCACGGAUUCAGAAGCUUGCUAAUGAGGGCUCUACUGUGGAUCGGGAUAUCAUGGCCCCUAAGUUUUUGUUGAAGUAGCUUAUAAUUUUUGGCGAUGCCAGUUCGUACUUCUUACCAUGUGGGAUGUAUGAAAUGGAGAGAACAACUUUUGUUGCUUAUAAUUUCAGGUAUUGAGCGUAUUUUGCUGUCUAUUUUUUUUUUUUUUUUUCUCUGGGAAAUGACUUGGUUUCAUGCUGGAAACACAAAUAUCUCUGUAAUGGAAUCAGCGAAACCCCGACUCAGGGCAAAACAACAUCCAGGAAACUCUUAUGUUCAUUCUUGAAGAUUGUCACGUUUUGAAAUGUACUGAACGUACAGAAGCUGUCAUGGAAAAUUCGUUCUUGUACAAUGGUAGGGCUCGUUGUGAUUGUACUGCUCCUCUCAAAUAUGUGAAUCUCCUAGAAAUUUGUUAAUAUGUAGCUUCAUUCUUUUAUAUACCAUAAAUUUUAGCAAAAAAAGAAGUGCACCCAACUC
Messenger RNA from Oldenlandia corymbosa var. corymbosa, 3697 nucleotides. The record is from the annotation of a GenBank genome assembly. Lineage: Eukaryota; Viridiplantae; Streptophyta; Magnoliopsida; Gentianales; Rubiaceae.